AUGAGCGACGUCACGGCCACCUCGACCCCACCUCCCGGCAAGGCAGGCUCCUUCUCGGAAGCUCACGAAGUGCCCGACAACCAUGUGAUCGUCGUCGACACUGCCUCCCACGGCGAGGUUCGCUACACCCGACAGGAAGAGCGGCGUCUCGUGCGCAAGAUCGACAUCGUCGUCGUCCCCAUCCUCCUCGUCCUCUACCUCUUGAGCUUCCUCGAUCGAAGCAACAUAGGUAAUGCCAAACUCGAUGGUCUCGUCGCCGACAUCAAGCUCAAAGACUAUUCCACAGCGCUCACGCUCUUCUUUGUCGGCUAUGUCGUCGGUGAAGUGCCCGCCAACAUUGUCCUCAAAAAGACCUCGCCGCCAUUGUGGCUGCCCACGCUGACACUCAUUUGGGGUAUCAUCUCGGUGGUUCAGGGCCUGGUGCACAAUCAAGCAGGUCUCUUUGCAGUCCGCUUCUUCCUCGGUCUCAGCGAGAGUGGUCUCUUCCCAGGCUCGGUGUUCGUGUUCAGCAUGUUUUACCCCCGAAGGGAACGACACUACCGUGUCGCCCUCCUUCUGUCGGGUGCUGCCGUCUCGGGUGCCUUUGGUGGCAUCCUCGCUUACGGCAUCGGAUUCAUGCGAGGAGUCGGCGGCAAGAACGGAUGGUCCUGGAUCCUGAUCAUCGAAGGUCUGUUGACCAUUGUUGUCGCGCUUGCUGCCUACAAGCUCGUACCACACUACCCGAUGAAAUCUCGCACCUUUUCCGACCGCGAAAAGUCCAUCAUCGCAGCUCGAAUGCAGGCGGACCGCGACUCGCUGGACGAGGAAUCCUUCUCGUGGGAUGGCGUCAAGCAAGCCUUCACGGACCCCUAUGUCUACCUGUACGGACUGCUUUUCCACGGAUUCGCAUUUGCUCUCUACACCAUUUCGCUCUUCAUGCCCACCAUCAUCGCCGACCUUGGCUUCACUGCAGCCAACGCGCAGCUGCUCACCGUACCGCCGUACGUCCUCGCCUUCAUUUUCACCAUGAGCAUCGCCCAUAUCUCCUUCGUCGUCAACCGUAGGCUCAUUUUCAUCAUCGGCUCCGCUUGUCUCGCCAUCGUCGGCUACAUUGUCCAGAUCACGUCGCCAACAGUCGCAGGUCGUUACGUCGCCAUUUUCAUCACCACUCCAGGCGUGUACGCCGGCAAUGCGCUGCUGCUCUCGCUGCCAUCCGAGAACGUCUCCGGCCAGACGAAGCGAGCGACAGCGUUGGCUAUGCAGAUCGGGUUCGGCAACAUGGGAAGUAUUGUCGGCGUUCAGCUCUACCGUCGUCCGCUCGGUGCACUCAAGAAUCCUAACUACCACAUCAGCCACGGCUUGAGCAUCGUCUGGCUCGGCUUUGGUAUUGGAGCUGCUUCCGCGCUGUGGUUCCUUCUCAGCAGAGAGAAUCGUCGAAGGGAUGCUGUACAGGCUAGCCAGGGGCACGAAAAGGUCCAGGAAGAGAGCCAAGAUGAGCUCAAACGAUUGGGAGAUCGUCGCCUCGAUUGGAGAUACCAUGUCUGA
Messenger RNA from Pseudozyma hubeiensis SY62, 1524 nucleotides. RefSeq lists its product as hypothetical. The record is from RefSeq and is a predicted model, not a curated record. Bases 1 to 1524 code for a protein of 507 amino acids. Gene Ontology annotation, biological process: transmembrane transport. The transcript has a single exon. Lineage: Eukaryota; Fungi; Basidiomycota; Ustilaginomycetes; Ustilaginales; Ustilaginaceae. Gene Ontology annotation, molecular function: transmembrane transporter activity. Gene Ontology annotation, cellular component: membrane.